Molecule: messenger RNA, 1662 nt
Organism: Phaethon lepturus (White-tailed tropicbird)
Lineage: Eukaryota; Metazoa; Chordata; Aves; Phaethontiformes; Phaethontidae
Gene: MAT2B
Product: methionine adenosyltransferase II, beta
Exons: 6
Biological process (GO): S-adenosylmethionine biosynthetic process
Cellular component (GO): methionine adenosyltransferase complex
Molecular function (GO): methionine adenosyltransferase regulator activity
Source: RefSeq, a predicted model, not a curated record
GAAGAUGUUGAUAUUCCCAGCAGGCGAGUUUUGAUUACUGGUGCUACGGGACUUCUUGGCAGAGCUGUGUUUAAGGAAUUCAAUGAAAAUAAUUGGAAUGCAGUUGGCUGUGGAUACAGGAGAGCCCAGCCCAGAUUUGAACAGAUUAAUCUUCUGGACUCUAUUGCAGUUCAUGACAUUAUCCAUGAUUUUCAGCCUCAUGUUGUAGUGCAUUGCGCUGCUGAGAGAAGGCCAGAUGUUGUAGAAAGACAACCAGAUGCUGCUUCUCAGCUCAAUGUGGCUGCUUCAGGGAACUUGGCAAAAGAGGCAGCUGGAGUUGGAGCGUUUCUGAUCUACAUUAGUACAGACUAUGUAUUUGAUGGAACAAGCCCUCCUUACAAAGAGACUGAUGUACCAAAUCCCUUGAAUUUAUAUGGUAAAACCAAACUAGAGGGUGAAAAGGCAGUCCUGGAAAAUAAUGAAGAUGCUGCAGUACUUAGGAUUCCUGUCUUGUAUGGAGAGGUAGAAAGACUGGAGGAAAGUGCUGUGACUGUUAUGUUUGAUAAAGUGCAGUUCAGUAAUAAAUCUGCCAACAUGGACCACUGGCAACAAAGAUUUCCUACUAAUGUCAAGGAUGUAGCAGCUGUUUGCAGACAACUAGCAGAGAAGAGAAUGCUGGACCCAUCAGUAAAAGGAACAUUUCACUGGUCUGGCAAUGAACAGAUGACUAAGUACGAAAUGGCAUGUGCAAUUGCAGAUGCUUUCAACCUUCCCAGCAGUCACUUGAGACCAAUUACUGAUAGCCCAGUUGUGGGUGCUCUUCGUCCGAGGAAUGCUCAGCUAGACUGCUCCAAGUUGGAGAUGCUGGGGAUAGGUCAGCGAACGCCAUUUCGAGCUGGGAUCAAAGAAUCACUUUGGCCUUUCCUUGUUGACAAGAGAUGGAGACAGACAGUCUUCCAUUAGUUUGUAACUUUUUUAGAAAAGUAUGGUAUGUGGCACUUUUUUAAAAGAAAAAAUAGUUUUGUAUGAGUGUUCUUAAAUUGUGACAUUUAUGAGUUUUCAUUUAAUCAGGUAAACACAUGGUCUUGCACUAGUGAAACUGUUAGCCUAAAAAAUGUUCAGUGACAAAAACUGAGCCUGUUUGAUGUCAUGGAUUUUUCCUUCCAUUCGUACCAGUCUAACUCAAUGUCUAUUCCUAGUGGAUUAUGGUUCUUAGUAAUCAGUACCAUUUGAUGCUAAGAAUGACUCGGAUCACUUGUAGAUUACUUUUGGCUGAAAUACGUUGUUGAUGCUUUAAGGUCUGUGCCAUUGUUGUAUAUACCAUUUCUCUUCAUUAAAAGACUGGUCAGUUACUUUAUCACCAAAAAUCUUGAGUUUUUUUGUUUUUAACUUUGGAAGGUGUGGCAUUCUUAUGAAGUUAAGCUGAAGUAGGAAUCGUUAAAUGUUUGUUUUGCUGAUCAAAAUGUUUUUUAAAAGAGUGAGACUUUAUUUUUGCAAUUAUCAAGUGUACUUUUUAUGCCUGAAAUAUUUUCAGAAUGUUCUGUAACUUGAAUGCUUGCAGCUUCAUAUUUGUACAGUAAGUUGUAUGCAUUUGUUUUAAUGGUGACAUAAAAAAGCUAUAAGAUGGUUGGGAGGGUGGGGAACAAAUACUUUUGACUUGGGUUUUUUUUGAGGGGGGAGGGG